Cavia porcellus (domestic guinea pig) is the source of this 5635-nucleotide messenger RNA. It is a transcript of the gene Rnf144a, whose product is annotated as ring finger protein 144A. The transcript is spliced from 9 exons. Lineage: Eukaryota; Metazoa; Chordata; Mammalia; Rodentia; Caviidae. The record is from RefSeq and is a predicted model, not a curated record. Bases 631 to 1509 code for a protein of 292 amino acids. Gene Ontology annotation, cellular component: cytoplasm; Golgi apparatus; ubiquitin ligase complex. Gene Ontology annotation, biological process: protein polyubiquitination; positive regulation of proteasomal ubiquitin-dependent protein catabolic process; ubiquitin-dependent protein catabolic process. Gene Ontology annotation, molecular function: ubiquitin protein ligase activity; zinc ion binding; ubiquitin conjugating enzyme binding.
CAAUCCUCUUGUCUCUCAGCCUAGCAGAGUGUUGGGAUUAUAGGUUGGGAUUAUAGGUCAGGCAACAUUAUGUUGGGCUAAAAACAGUUAACCUUAGGGUAUAUGAAUUUUAGCGUGAGGAAAAAAAUGCACACAAUAAACUAAAAUUUCUAACUUCUUUUCCUUCUCCUUCUCCUCUUUCUCCUUCCUCCUUCUCCUCCUUUUUUUUUCAGACAGGAUCUCACUGUGUAAUUCAGGCUGGUCCUGAAUGCUCUAUGUAGCCCAGGCUGACCUCGAACUCACAGUGAUCCCCUCCUGUCUCAGUCUACUGAGUGCUGGGAUUACAGGCGUGCACCACUGCACCCCACUAAACAUUUUAACAACAUAAACUCCUGCACAGGCCUUCGGCCCCCUGAGCUUACUGCGGCCACUAUUCUAUGGAAGGUACCUUGCAUCCGGUUGAGUCAGAUGCUCCCAAGACUCCCAGUUCCUGGUCCGGAGGGGCCCCUGGUACUGGCGACCUCCCCAGCCCCAUGCUUGUGCCCUGUGUGAAGGAAGCAUCUUUGAAUAUACAGAAGCUGAGCAGGACACCAGGCCUGGCCGCAGGACUCUUCCUUUCCCCGCUCCAGACCGCCCACAGACUGCUCUGCAAUGACCACAGCACGCUACCGGCCCACCUGGGACUUGGCCCUUGAUCCACUGGUAUCCUGCAAGCUGUGCCUCGGGGAGUACCCAGUGGAGCAGAUGACCACCAUUGCCCAGUGCCAGUGCAUCUUCUGUACCUUGUGCCUGAAGCAGUAUGUGGAGCUCUUGAUCAAAGAAGGACUUGAAACUGCCAUCAGCUGCCCAGAUGCUGCCUGUCCCAAGCAAGGCCACCUGCAGGAGAAUGAGAUCGAAUGCAUGGUCGCGGCGGAAAUAAUGCAAAGAUAUAAAAAGCUACAAUUUGAAAGAGAGGUGCUCUUCGAUCCCUGCCGGACCUGGUGCCCGGCAUCCACCUGCCAAGCUGUGUGCCAGCUCCAGGACCUGGGGCUGCAAACGCCUCAGCUGGUACAGUGCAAGUCAUGUGACAUGGAGUUCUGCUCAGCCUGCAAGGCUCGCUGGCAUCCUGGCCAAGGCUGCCCAGAGACCAUGCCUGUCACCUUCCUCCCGGGGGAGACCAGCUCCGGGUUGAAGCUGGACGAGGACGCCGUGCCCAUCAAGCGCUGCCCCAAGUGCAGGGUGUACAUUGAGCGGGAUGAGGGCUGCGCGCAGAUGAUGUGCAAGAACUGCAAGCACGCCUUCUGCUGGUACUGCCUGGAGUCACUGGACGAUGACUUCCUCCUGAUCCACUACGACAAGGGACCCUGCCGAAACAAGCUGGGCCACUCGCGGGCUUCUGUAAUCUGGCAUCGGACACAGGUCGUGGGCAUCUUUGCUGGAUUUGGGCUCCUGCUUCUGGUGGCUUCUCCCUUUCUACUCCUGGCCACCCCCUUUGUACUGUGCUGCAAGUGCAAGUGCAGUAAAGGUGAUGAUGACCCACUGCCCACCUAGAGGAAAGGACAAUACUGGAAGGAGACGUCGUUCCAGAAACCGUGGCUCCCCCACCCUCACCUUUCUGUCCCCCUCCCACUAAACAUUUUUCUUGCCUUAUGUGCCCCACUGAGCUUCACAGUGUCAGGCUGGAUGCCAUGAUUUCAGGGACCAAUGUCAGGACAUUCUCCAAGGCCCCAGGUGAGGUCACUUAGGCAUGGGGAAGGCAAGGCCGGGGAGGGGGGCACGUCCCAGAAUCAGCCUCUGUAGAUGUGACCACUGGUGUGGCAAGAAGCACAGUAGGUAGUUUCCUCCCCUGGCAUAGACUAGGAGCAUCUGGGGCGGGGGGAGGAGACCUCAACUGAGCGUUGCCCAUCAUCACCUCUGGACCAAGAUGGCGCCAUGCCGUGCGGAGGAGUCUUUCAAGGAUUACAACUCUCUUCAGACGGAAUUCCGUUAUUCCACCUUGAGGAAAGCACUCAACUGUGUAUGACAACUAUUUUUAUUACUAAUGGCAUUUAGUAAAAUCCUUUCUAGAAGGCUUUCUUUUUCCCAACUGAGUAGUGAAAAUCGACAAGGUGCAUACAAACCAUCCUAUGCCUUUCUUGAAGUGUGCGUUUUGAGAAGUUCAGUGAAAUGACUUUUCUGGCUUGACCACUUUUCAGGUGAUCAGAAAGCCUUACGCACUCGGAGUUUUCCUUGAAACUUGCUGUAGUAACUUUCUGAAUGCUGUAAGCUGUGUCCUGUUGUGAACACAGUUCCUAUGUUUGUUACAUUUUUCUGAAAAUAUCGACAUGGGUAAAAGAACAUCUCAGCUAGAUUUGCCUUUCAUUUCUUUGGCGUUUCAACUCACAGGGCUCAUCCCAUUUCACCCAGGUAGCAGCAAACACUUGUAUUGAUGACUUCAAGCCAAAUGUUUUACUUGGAAGCUGUUCUACCCAGUGUAGCCUCUUGCCCUAGUUUUCAAGUAGGAAGAAGAAAAUUGCAUAAUCCAUCCUCAGACACAGGGCCUCCUGCCAGGGCCUGGGGGAAUUUUGGACACCAGGCUGGAGUUUUCUGGAUUCCCACAUUUUUUAAAUGCUUUACGUAAUUUUGAAAAAUCAUGUGUCUCCCACAGUUUCAAAUCCUCUAGUUGACCAGUUUGCCCUUGCUUAGAAAAAAAACCCACCCCUUUCCUUUAGUCAUUUUGCUAUGAAAAUUUUACCACUUUGUCUUUUACAGGAUGGGUGGUAUGUGACUGUUUCCACACAAUAGUGGACCAAUCAAUAACAGCACAUGCAUUAUUCCAUUAAUCAACUUUAGAAAGUGGAGAAAGUUUUCUUCAUGAAGAACUGACUUCCAAAGCCAAAUGUGCUUGUUGUGAGCAAAAGGCAAAUGUCACAGAUUUAUUACAGUGCAAUUUCUUAAGGCUUUUUAAGUGACCUAAAAAAAAAAGAAGGAAAACAAAGACUCCUUUUAUCUCCCUCAUUUGUUCAUUGCAAGCACUUUCUUUUUAUUUUUUAUUUUUUGGUCCCGGGAUAGAACUCAUGACCCUGUGCUUGCCAGGCAGGCACUGUGCGACUGAGCUAGAUCUUGGGACCUGCAAGCACAUUUUUAAAACGUGGUUAUCUUGUGUGUGCUUAAUUCCACAUCCAUGUGUUCAUCUCAGGUCCUCUUCUUUUCUGUGUAGAGAUUCCUUCUUUAUUUCUUGACAGUGAACAGCUGAGGAAAAAAGCAGAAUUUCUUUUCACCACUAAGUUCCUGAUUUCCUUCAUGAAAGUAAAGCCAUUUAGAAGACCAGCCUGUGUCACAAUUAUGUCUCCAGAGUUCUCUCUGUGACUGCAGAGUAUAGGGUCAGUAAUGAAAUGAGUGGAUGGCUCUGGCCAUCUUCCUGCGGGGAGCCUGCCCAUGGGUGUUGGUGUGGCUGAUGUCAGCGUGGGUGACCAGCUUCACGCCUUGCUCAGUGGCUCAAGACCUCAGUCUGCAGUUUAUAGAUGCAGCUACCACCCUUUAAAAGGCCUGUCAAAGGUUGCAGACCGUGGCCUUGUGUCCAGUGGCCCACAGGGCAGCAGGAGACCCAGUUCCUCCCAUCUAGCACCCAAACCUGUACAGUACUCAUUGUCCUUGGGAUGGGGUGGGGGAGCUUUGGGCGAGUUCACCUCCAGGAUGGUAUCUUAGGUUCCGUGUUCCUAGGGGGACAGCCCAUCCUCCCAUCUCAAGGAGUCUCUGGCCUGCUCAUGAGUAUCCGUCGCCCCAGCCCUCCUUGUGCCUUCACCUGCUGUGGUUUGCAAACACGGGGUUUGACCCAGGCAGGGACCACAGCAGUUCCAGGGGCAGUCAGAGGGCUCUGGGCUUUCAUGUCAAACACACCUCCCACUUCUUCAAAUCAUUCAGUAAUAAAAUUAAAUCUCUCCCUUCCCUCUGUAACCACCAGGAUCACACUGAUACGCUCACCCUUUGGUUCCCCUGCUCUGCCUCCCUGAGAGAAGAACUCCUUUGUCCAUUUGCUGUGGGGAUGCGGUCUUAGUCACACUUGCCGUAAAAUGCAAAUAGAUGUUGGGCGGCAGAGCUUUGGUCUUGCUCUCACCCCCCAACAGCACCCAGAGAGUUCCGUACUUACGACAUGGGCUUGUUCCUGUUACUUACCGUGGUAUCUCCCAGGUGAAAAGCGACAUUCAUUUGUUUUAGAUACUUUACACUUCUUUGCCCAAAAGUACUUGGUGCCCAUUCCUGUAGAGCCUGUCAAGUCCCAGGGAUGGGAGAGACCCUCAGAUAGCCAUGGGUGCUUCAGGGCUGACCAGCUGGGGGUCUGCAGAGGACAUGGUUGACCUAUCAGUUAUCCGAGGCCCUUUGGCAACUGACCCUAUUUCCAGGUCAUACUGGAUCCUGUGUCCCGGUGAUCUGAGCUUUGCAGAUAACCCAGGGCCACCACCUUCAAAGACAGAGUCAUCAUGGAUGCUUGCUGGCCAGUGUCAACUUGGCAUUCAGCUAAAUGUCACAUGAAUUACUAUGCCCGUCAGCUCUUCUUCCUGAGUGUUCAAGAGAGACUCAGGCCAAGAAGAUGGCAUCUACCCCCUCUGCAUCGUUGGAGAAUAUUAUUCCGUAAAACUGACUGGGGUGGGCAAAGUGAUGCAUCCCAGCACUCGGGAGGCUGAGGCAGAAACAUCACCGUGAGUGGGAGGCCAGCCUGGGCCACCCAACAACACCUUGUCUCAAAAAAACUGGACAAACAAAGAACAAUGAAACCUGACUUGGGAUCCAGGCCAAUAAUUCCUGAUAAGAACACAGUGCCUAUUGUGGGGAGAGUUUGCUAGGGACAAAAAAAUGAUAGCAAGAUGAGUUUUAUCUUUUCUACGUUCUUUGCAAAAGGAAAAAGUUGUUUAGCAAUUAGAAAACUUUUCUAUGGGUAGUCUUUCAAAAUGAGGGGACGAGGGUGGGCUUUGGGGCUAUUACUAACCCACACACCUGUAUAUAUACUUAUGUCAGUCACAGACUACUGAGGGAAAAUAGUUUGCAUGUACUCAACUUCGUGAAGGUCUCUUAAAAAAAUACCAAAGUCUGUUUCAUAUAAUUAACGUAAGCCCUUAUGAAAUUAAAUAAAACAGAGAUUUGAUGGGUUGUUAUCGAGAUUCCCAAUGCAGCAGUGACCUGCACUGAAAUGUAAUUGCUAGGACAUCACAAGUAAGGAGCAUGCUGUCUUAUAUUUAAGCCCCACAAUUCUCCAUCACUGUUCUAAUUUGUGUAAUCUCGUCUUCCAUGAUUUCAGGAGCCUUCCGUUAGGGGAGCUGCGUGCCUGGUCUUUGUUUUUCUUCUUUACCCACUUGGCUAUAAGUGUAUUUUAAUCUUGUAUAAAAAUUUGCAUGAGAGUCAUGCACAUGUGUGCAUUAUGCAUUUGACGAGUGGUGGUCGAACAAAAACCAAACGAGUUCGGUUUUGUGUCCUUUGCAGCGUCCGUACGUUCUGCGCCACCGACACUGUGAUGUACGGAAGCUCAGUUUGAAUGCCUUUUUCCUGUUGCAUUUUGUACUUUGGAAUCCCUAUGGAAACGCCUGGUUUGUAAUUUCAAUACGUAUUUUAAAUGUAUUGUAUCUUACGUAGUUUGUUCCCCUUUCAAAGGGAUUUCUUUUUAAAGCUUUUUUGGCUGGAAUACAGGUGACUUUCCAAAUCC